Kuraishia capsulata CBS 1993 is the source of this 2505-nucleotide messenger RNA. RefSeq lists its product as uncharacterized. NCBI's taxonomy places the organism in Eukaryota, Fungi, Ascomycota, Pichiomycetes, Pichiales, Pichiaceae. The transcript is spliced from 2 exons. The record is from RefSeq and is a predicted model, not a curated record. Bases 1 to 2505 code for a protein of 834 amino acids.
AUGUUCUCUAGAAGAAGGUCCAGAAGCAACUUUAGGGACUCCUAUACAGGUGUCAGUUCAACGCCGUUUUCAAUGGCAGCCAACCCCAUUCUGGUACUAAUUCCCAUUUCCAAGCCAACCUCGGAUGUCAGACCAAGUUCUGGAGCCGUUGCAGCAGCUACCGCCAUUGGGAAAGCUCUCAAGAAUGCAAACGGAUCGGUAGUCAACAUGUCUGUCCCUGGCCACACCAACAGUCUCCAGAGCCGUUCAAAUGGAUUCGCUCGCUCGUCCAGUUUCACUCACAGACCACCAUCAAGGACCAGUUCAUUUGUAUACUCUCCUAGCAGACAAGCCUCGGUCGAUAACUUCGAAGAUGCCCGAGAGUCCUUCAAUGAGACCCCGGCAAGGCCCUCUGUGCGCCCCGGAAACACCGUGAGGCACAAGGUGUCGUUCUCCUCGGAACCGCCAAAACCGAAGAUGGUGAAGAAGUAUGUUCCCUCGCGUAAUGGGCUGGUUGCAAUAGAGGUUCCAGCUUAUGACCCCCCUUUACCGCGUUCAAAAGUUCCUAGAUCAAGUUCCAUGGGAAGUUUGUCGCUCGCAAACAAGCGUGCGGUCAACUCGAGGACGAACUCGCUCACUUCUGCUAGACAGCCAGUGAAGAAAGCCAGUUCUGCUUCCUUCUACAGGCCAGAGCCAAUUAUCAAAGAGGACGAGGAGUUGUCCCAUGCGGAUGUAGAGAGAAACCAGCAACUCCACGAUGAGGCUGAGGUUCAGAGGAUUACCGACGAGCAGUUUGCCCUUCUUGUGGCUGAGAAAGAGCGGGAGAUUCUCGAGCAGAUCAAGUCUGAUCUGGGAGAGGCCGAGUCCGUGUAUUCUGCGUUUUCUGAAAAGGGGAGAGAGGAUGCUUCUAAGGUAGAAUUUGAGACUUUGCCAGUUGAGGCGACCGAGGUGGCAAAAACACCAACUUUGGAAGAACCAAAGGAUAUCCCAGCUGAAGUACCAAUCAUUUCUGAAACGGAAGUUCCGGUUGAUGAUUCAGUGUCAGCUAAGUCUGAAGCAGCUGGAAUUCUUGUCACUGAUAAGCCCGACGUUGCCGCUGAGACUCCGGUAGUUGACAAGUCUGAUGUUCCGACUGAAACCGCUCCACAAGUCCCAACCCUCAUUGUCAAGCAAACAGAAACUUUGGACGAAGACCAUGAUGCAUCCAGCACAGAACUCAAUUUUGUGUCUCACUAUUCAGACUCUAAGGAGAUGAUCAAUCUCUAUAGCGAGCAAGAUUCUGCUCCUCAGACUGGAACUUCAGAUUAUCUCACUUCUUCGAAGUCAGAGGCCAUUUCUCCUUCUACCAGUGCAACGAGCGAGUAUAGCACCGAAGAGCCACAAAAAGCGUUCGGGGGACCAAUUAGUAUGGCCCAGCAACUUCGUUCAGCAAUGCCUGGUCUUUCCAAUGGAGCUCAUGAUAUCCCAGAGAGAUCAGCAAAGAGGCCCGUUUCUGCGCAGGGGAUUCAGGAUCCUUCUCUCCAGAGAAGAAGGUCUGCAUUGAAGCAAUCGUCCAGGACAUCGCUUUCAUCUGCUUCAAAGCCAUCCCCUGCUGCCCAGGCGUAUCUUUCUCUCACGACUGCAGAGAACACGAGACUGAAUGCCCAGAUGUCUCAAACAUCUUUGAACGUUUCUCAGCACUCGCCAGAGAAACCGCAGUCAUAUGCUGCUCCUCAAUCACAACAUUACGCUACCCCUCCACCUGCACCUCCACAGCAGCAGAAACAGCAACAACCUUCUCCCAUGCGCAACGCUUCUCUCAGAAGAUCCCUUAGACCUCAGUCAGAAGGCCCAGGAACACUUCGUACUAGUUUGAGAGGACCUCAGUCUACUCGCAAAUCUGUCCAACAACCCCAACAAACCCCUGCUGUUAACGGAUUUGCAGCUGCAGCUGCUCUGCACAACCACCAUCAAAACCAGCAGAACCAGCAGAACCAACAGAACCAACAGAACCAGCCUGUCAGGCCUAUUUCCAGACAAGGCCUUCAAAAGCCGUAUGCAAAAUCUGAUGCACAAUUGCGGGCUGCAGAGCUCUACAAGGUUGCAAAUGCCACUAAAGGCGGAUACGUUCCUUUCGAUUCCGAGCUGAAGCGCUCCUCGAGUUAUGAAAAGACUGCACCAGCUCCUGAUGCUGGUUUCCGCAAGAUGACAAUGCGCGACGAGUUGGAGCCAGCGAUUGCUUCAACAUAUGAGCAGCAGCCUACUCCAGUCAGUACUGGCCAUAAUGGCAACUAUAACCGUGGUUUCAAGUCUAGGUUCGUUGACUCUGAUGAUGAAGAUGUUCAUAUUCCUUCUCUGUCGAAGUCCAGCAACGGAAACAUGACUCGAACUUUGAAUGGCCAGAGAAGUGCCAGUGAUAUGCGCCAGACAGCUGUAAAGACUAACCAACCGAGGUUCUUUAGUGAGGCUGCUGAGCCUGCACAAGCAGCACCCGAGGAAAAGAAGAAACGGUUUGGCAAGCUGAAGAAGUUAUUUGGAAGGUCGUGA